AUGUCUGGAGAAGGGAUGGAAGCCAGCAGUUCGACUGCUGAAGGUCAAGUUAAAGAUCAAGCAAUCUCUGUCCUUACAACUACCAUCUACACAGUGAUGGGAUUAUUGGGCGUCCUUGGUAAUACUCUCGUUCUUGUCGUCAUCAUCGUCGUACGCGAUCUCCACGAUGUCGCUACUGUCUUGAUCGGUAAUCAAUCUCUGAUUGAUCUCUUGACAUCGCUCCUACUCCUGGCCGGCUUCGUUGCUCCUCUACCAUCUAUUCCAACCAACAACCCAAUCCUUGACCGGUUCCUCUGCGCAUUUUGGCACUCCAAGUAUCCGUUCUGGUCUCUCAUCGUCGCUAGUUCACUCAAUCUAACAUUAAUGACACUGGAGCGGUACUAUGCUAUCGUAUUCCCUCUUCAUUACCACAGUAGAACCAAAUCAACGAAGUUGGCCUGUCUUGUAGCACUUCCAUGGUUGUCGGGAUUUGCCUAUCAGCAAAACCUGAUGUGGUUUUCGCAGACGGACAAUGACAGUUGCAAUUUAUUCCAGUUCCCAAACGAUGAGGCGAGAACCGGUUUCGCUUUUGGUGCAAUGUUUUUAGAACUGGUCUUACCGAUUGCAGUAAUGGCAUUCGUGUACACUUCGUUGACCAGAAAGUUGAGGUCGACCAUGGAAGAAAAAUUCCACAAGAGGACCAAGGAAAAUCCUAGAUCAACGUCAGAAUCGAAAACAAGGAAAGCUGGACGUGUGGACCAUCGACGUACUGCCAGAAGGAAUAUCAUUAAAGUAAUGUUGACAGUGUCUCUUUUCUUUAUCAUCUGUUGGACCCCGAACCAAGUGCUAUAUACGGCCUUUUGUUUUGGUUACAACUUAGACUUUAACGGCUUCCUUUACACAUUCUCCGUCUUUAUUGCUUUUGGUAAUAUGUGGAUCAAUCCGUUUAUCUAUUCCUUUCAAUAUCGAAGAUUUCAGAAAGGAUUGAAGAAGGUCUUCUGUAAAAAGAGAAGGUCCAACAGACCAAUGGCCGUUUCAAAUACACUUUCAGCAACUCUUUGA
Messenger RNA from Lytechinus pictus (painted urchin), 1041 nucleotides. Its product is annotated as galanin receptor 2b-like. The coding region runs from base 1 to 1041 and encodes 346 amino acids. Gene Ontology annotation, molecular function: G protein-coupled receptor activity. The transcript has a single exon. Gene Ontology annotation, biological process: G protein-coupled receptor signaling pathway. The record is from RefSeq and is a predicted model, not a curated record. NCBI's taxonomy places the organism in Eukaryota, Metazoa, Echinodermata, Echinoidea, Temnopleuroida, Toxopneustidae. Gene Ontology annotation, cellular component: membrane.